UGUUUGGGAAAAAAACAUUUUUGAUGGUUUUGAAUUUCAAGCUUGAAAUUAUUGUUUGUUCUCCAUCCUUUAUGAUGUCAUUGCAAUGUCAUUGUGAUGUUGUUGCAGCGUCAUGAUGUCAUUGCAAUGUCAUUGUGAUGUCAUAAUGGUCCCUACACUAUAUAUUUAGCAGGCUAGCAAGCCAAAGCUCAGUUGUUUUCUGACAACACACUUGUUUAGACCUUUCUAACAAGGUAAGUUAUAGAAGUUAAUUGUAUCUAUUAAAUUGACACUAUGGGUCAACAAAAUGUCUUUGAAUAUAUAGAUAUGUGUAAUAUUUAAUAAGAAGGCAAGUUAUGGAAGCAGAUUAUAUCUUAUAGCUGGACAUUACCGGGAAAUCAAACUGUAUUUAACUGUAUUACUGGGGGUUCAGAGGCAGUUGGAGGAAAUGCUCUAUUGUAGGUUUUCUUGUCAUUCCCAGUUCAUUAGACUAAUUGCUGUAUUUUGUUUGUGUUUCAGAAAUUACACCAAGAAGAAAAUGAAUACACUUUUUAUUAUCAUUAUUCUGAUACGGAUAACAUUCCAAAUGAUUGCUUUAGAAAGCGAUGCAAAGAUUGAUUUACCCAAGAUGGACUGUCCUGCCACCUUAAUGUUUGAGCAGAUUGCAUUUCUGCAGGAUAUGAAUGUUGAACUUCCUUGCCGAUGUAAGCCUGAUGGCACCACAUCAGUGAUAUGGUACUACAAAAGGCAUCUUAACAGCAAGCACAUCACAUUGUUUAAGGAUAGCGUCAAAGAUAAAGUGAUAGUGGAUAGUGCAAGAGAUAAGGACCAAAACGAUUUGUAUGCAAGGUUUGAUGUCAUCGACUUAGACCUCACGAUUGUCGGCGCCCAUCCUGAUGACUCUGGCAUUUAUAUCUGUGGCUCAAAGACAGGCGAGUUCUAUUAUGGUUAUGAACUUGAUAUCCAGCGAUCCACUGAUGCCCGAGUGAUAUUCAGUGACAAGGAUGAGCAACCCCUUCCAGAUAUUAAUACAGACGGAUUUCAAGCCUACACCAGUUUUGGACAAUGGUCCAAAUGCGAUCGAUGUGGAGUUAGAGGAGAGCAAAGGAAAUUGGGCCUGUGCACUGCCAGGAGCCCGUACAUGAAUCCACGUUUCCAAAUCAAAGGCGACGACGUUUCAUGUGGUUCAGACGCCGUCCCUGAAAGAUUCAAGCCACUGAUUGCCAAUCGGCCAGCGGAGAUAUUUUUCAGGAGUUGCGAAGUCGCCUGUGCCGAGAACAAACCAGGCAUGCUGGGAAAAGUUGUGAAUGCCGCAAACAAUCUGUCAGCGUAUUUGAAGAAACGCUUUGGUUUUCUUCCAACACACAAGUUGCCCACUCAGAAGUAUGUUUCUACUUUGGGUGGAAAAGUGACGUUUACAUGUCCAGGAUCAAAACCAGACGAUGCAGUAGCCUGGGACAAAGAUGACGAGAGAUUGUACCACAGCGAAUACCUGAUAGGAACAAGCAAAUACAUGAACCUUUUCAUUGACCAUGGGAACAAUCUACACAUUAAAUUUGCACAAUUCACGGAUAAAGGACUGUACACUUGCUGGCUUAACGGAAAGCAAAUAUCAUCUAUCAAGUUGACUGUGAGCAAAGAACCACCCAAGCGCCGCAAACUCACCGAUGCAGACACCCUUUUUGCUGCCAAGGUCCUUGGCUUCUGUUUUCUAGUCUGCACAGUAUUAUUUUUCAUCAUCUUUUUCAUCAAGUGUUGCUGCUACUACUGCAAAUGCUGUCCUAAAUUCAGUCCUGAAAAUGAAGUUUAAAAACUGCCAAGCCUACUAAGAUGUUCCUAGAAAAACGUGAAACUAAUAUUUUUUAUUUUUAACAUUUUAACUAACUCAAUAAACUUUUUAUAAAAAAAAUAAAUCAUCGUGUCCUAUUUUCAUUGUAUAGUGACUUCUGCAACCUUUUAAAAUGAAGAGGAAUGAGGUGGGGUUGGGCAAAAUGUCCAGGAUAUUUCAGGCCACCAAGUUGAAGAAUAGUCAUUUUCUUUACUGCUGUUUAUUGAUUGGGGUAUUUGUUCUUAAUUGCAAGGGUUGUGGAAACAAGUUUAUAAUGAGGAUUAGUCCAUAAGGAGCCAACAUCACAUGGGGCUAAUCUUGGAAUUUCAUCCAGUACAACCCAAGCUACUUCUUUAUUCGGUUUUUCUUUGCUGGGUCUUUCUCACUCCUCCUGUUACACCAAGUUAGAAUCCUCAAUAUCAAUAUGUACAUGACAGGUGAGCUCAGUUGUGAUCUGACAACACUCUUGUUCAGACCCUUAUAAUAACCAGGCAAGUUUAUGUUAUGGAAAUUCAUUAUAUAUAUAUUCAAAGUAU
Messenger RNA from Xenopus laevis (African clawed frog), 2343 nucleotides. RefSeq names its product Ig-like V-type domain-containing protein FAM187A. The transcript has a single exon. Bases 428 to 1789 code for a protein of 453 amino acids. NCBI's taxonomy places the organism in Eukaryota, Metazoa, Chordata, Amphibia, Anura, Pipidae. The record is from RefSeq and is a predicted model, not a curated record.